This is a messenger RNA of Penicillium malachiteum, 219 nucleotides long. RefSeq lists its product as uncharacterized. The transcript has a single exon. The record is from RefSeq and is a predicted model, not a curated record. Bases 1 to 219 code for a protein of 72 amino acids. NCBI's taxonomy places the organism in Eukaryota, Fungi, Ascomycota, Eurotiomycetes, Eurotiales, Aspergillaceae.
AUGGUCAGCAACACAGCUAUCAUUGUUAUCGUGCUUGUCGCCUCACUCGGCUCUGUCUCGCUAGCAGCAGCUCUAUUUGGCACCUUCAUUGAUAAUGAAGGAGAGUCUCAUCGAGAUCCACCAAUGGCCCAGCGUCAAUAUAUGCGAGAAGUCAGGAUGAGAACUCUAGAACAACUGGAGGCGGAAUCUAGAACUAGAUACCCAAAGAUGUCAAAGUAA